AUGAUGCGUUCCAAGAUGCUGCAUCUGGGUGGGCCACAGCUACAGAAGGUUUUCAGUACACUCGAGGGCACCGAAGAUUUCCCAUUAGUAUUGCUGGAGAAGCGUUGGUACGAUGUUGCAGUGGAGCGUUUGGAUGCAUAUUUCAAACCACGCAAACAAGACGUUCUAGAAAGGCAUCGACUUAGAAGCAUGAAACAGGGGCCUACCGAACGUUUUGCGCAUUAUGUGCUUCGUUUGCGCCAGCAAUUAAAGGACUGUGGACUGGAGAAGUACUCUCAGGAAGUUAGGAGUGUGUUGGAGGAAACAAUGUUGGUUGACGUUAUUGUAGAAGGCUGUAUUUCCCACGAGCUGCGACGAAAAAUUCUUGAAAAGGAUCAAUCGUUGUGCGAUAUCGAAGCACUCGGAGAAUCUAUUGAGAGCGUUCGUGUUCAAGAGCAGGAGUUCAAGAUUGAGAGGAAAGGAAAUGAAUCAGGAUAUGGCGAAGUUUCUAAAGUGCAAAACAUGAUGAAAUCAAGAAAGAAGCGUCGAGAGGAGCGAAUCGUUAACCGAUUUCCGUCAGUUGCUGCGAAUGUGAGCAAGGACAUGAGGAUGUGUUUUGCUUGUGGUCGACAGGGUCACUUGUCAAGAUCGCCUUUGUGUCCUGCGAAAGAUCAGGUCUGUCGACCAUGCAAGAAGCUAGGGCAUUUCGAGAAUGUCUGUCGUAAACAUCCUUCCGAUUCGAGUUCUUCAAUUCCUCCGAGGAAAGUGCAAAUAGUAGAAGACAUGCACAAUGGCAUUUCCGGUCCUAUGCAGCUGGAACCUCAACCAGUACCACGACCAGCAUCGCAACCAGCAUCGCAACCGGUACCCCAUCGCACUGCAGCUGAAAGGAAGGUGUACUAUACCUUUUAUGCUGGGAGCGAAACGAAUGUUUUUGGUUGUACGAUUGGGGGAGUGAAGACCGAGGUAUUCGUCGAUUCCGGAUCGGAUGUCAACUUAAUAACAUCGGAGACCUGGAAAAAACUUAAGGCCGAAAAAGUUGACGUAACCAAAUGCGAGAAAGGAAGCAGCAAGAUUUUGAAGGCGUAUGCGUCAAGCCAACCUCUGACAAUUUUGGGGACCUUCCAAGCGCUGAUUGAGCUCGGCCAACGAUCCAUCGAAGCAGAGUUUCUGGUGAUUCUCAAUGGACAGCGGAACUUGCUAGGCGAUACGACUUCGAAGCAGCUGGGGAUUUUGAAGAUUGGACUAGAGACAAACCGAGUAACAGAUGAUGAAGGGAAAUUCUCACCGUUUUCCAAGAUAUCCGGUACAAAAGUUCGCAUUUCUAUGGACCCAACGAUUACUCCAGUGUUCCAGCCACUACGACGUAUACCAAUCCCUCUGGAGGGAGCAGUUAAUGAUAAACUAGAUGAACUGCUGCGCAGAGACAUCAUCGAACCAAAAUGCGGACCAGCAACGUGGGUGUCGCCUUUGGUGGUGGCGAACAAAACGAACGGGACAAUUCGAUUGUGUGUUGAUCUACGUCGGGUCAACCAAGCUGUUAUCCGCGAAAGACAUCCUAUGCCAGUUAUUGAUGAUGUUUUGGCCAAAAUCGGUAAAGGAAAGGUCUGGAGUGUCCUUGACAUUAAGGAUGCGUUCUUUUUAUUGGAAUUAGAAGAAGAAUCGAGAGACAUUGUAACCUUUAUUACGCAUCGUGGGCUGUAUCGAUUCAAACGUCUACCGUUUGGUCUCGUAACGGCUCCGGAAAUAUUUCAGCGAAAAAUGGAUGAGAUUCUGGCUGAUUGCGAGGGCACAUAUUGGUAUUUGGACGAUGUCGGCGUAGAAGGAAGCUCUGUUGCAGAGCAUGAUUUGCGACUCAAGAAGGUAUUUGUUUAA
Molecule: messenger RNA, 1854 nt
Organism: Aedes albopictus (Asian tiger mosquito)
Lineage: Eukaryota; Metazoa; Arthropoda; Insecta; Diptera; Culicidae
Exons: 1
Coding region: 1-1854 (617 amino acids)
Molecular function (GO): zinc ion binding; nucleic acid binding
Source: RefSeq, a predicted model, not a curated record